Fundulus heteroclitus (mummichog) is the source of this 3850-nucleotide messenger RNA. RefSeq names its product galactose-3-O-sulfotransferase 4 (gene gal3st4). Gene Ontology annotation, cellular component: membrane. Gene Ontology annotation, biological process: glycolipid biosynthetic process. Gene Ontology annotation, molecular function: galactosylceramide sulfotransferase activity. The transcript has 4 exons. NCBI's taxonomy places the organism in Eukaryota, Metazoa, Chordata, Actinopteri, Cyprinodontiformes, Fundulidae. Bases 254 to 1795 code for a protein of 513 amino acids. The record is from RefSeq and is a predicted model, not a curated record.
GAAGUCGUCUGGUGUCUCCCACAUCUAUCGGCUGUCGGUCUGGGCCGUCGGCAGAUCAAGUUGCAGAGCGGCAUUUGCGCUCUUUGGUUCCAGUCAGGACCUCGGGCUGUCAACGCGUUGCAGCUCCGUGUGGAUGUGCGGGGCUGCUCUGGGUUCAUGGCCUGUACUGGCGGUGGAUCAGCUGCAGCUGAACACUCCGAGAUGAUCCGAGCUUUCCGCAGCUGCAGAGUAACACCGGCCCGGGAACGCAGCGAUGUUUUUCAGACGGAGAGCCAGGAUGUUGCGGUGGCUGGUGUGUGGACGGCUGGGACCAGUUUGGAUGUGGAAAGCACUUCUGCUUUUUCUGGCCAUUGCUUUUGCUGGCCAGCUGCUGGGGAUCAUCUUCAACAAAAGCAAUGUGCAGCCAGCUGCACGAUCCAUCUUUUCUUCGCCUGAUGCUCAAGGCCCGUCACUGGGAUCCUGUCAGCCCCACACUCACAUCAUGUUCCUCAAGACCCACAAGACAGCCAGCAGCACGGUGCUCAACAUGUUGUACCGCUUCGGAGAUGAGCACAACCUCCGCUUUGCCUUGCCACUGGGAUACCAGCUCGGCUACCCGCUGCCCUUCAACGCUCAUAGGGUGAAAGGGUACCGAGGUCCCAGAGCCAUCGAAUUUCAUAUCAUGGGCAAUCACAUGAGGUUUAACAAGCCAGAGGUGGAGAAAGUGAUGCCUACAGACACUUUCUACUUCUCCAUAGUCAGAGACCCAGUCGCUCUAGCUGAGUCUUCGUUUGCCUAUUACAAAGAAGUGGCCCCGGCCUUUCGGAAAGCCAAAGGAUUGGGGGAAUUUGCAGAUGACCCAAAGCAUUUUUAUGACCCUCGCCUACGAAACAACCACUAUGCCCGCAACCUGCUUUGGUUUGACUUUGGCCUUGACCACAAUGCCAAUUUCUCUUUUGCACUUGCUCGGAUUGGAGAGGACAUGAUUCGAAGGACCUUUAAGCUGAUUCUUGUUUCCGAGUACUUUGACCAGUCCAUGAUCCUCUUAAGACACGCUGUUUGCUGGCCACUGGAUGCCGUAGUCUCCUUUAGCCUAAAUGCUCGGCAGCAGAAGCCCAGCAGCACUGGUGGAGUGGGUGGGAGCUGGAUGGGGAAAGCGGCAGCAGCAGCUGGUGUUGGCAUCAGAGGUGGGCAUGCUCAAGCAAAAAUGCCACCAAAUCUUUCCCUAACAGAGGAGCAACGGGAAAAGCUUAGACAGUGGAAUGCCUUUGAUUGGUACCUUUACAAAGCCUUUAACAAAACGUUCUGGGAAGAAAUUGACAAGUUUGGUCAUACUCGGAUGGAAAAAGAAGUAAAUCUUCUCAGGAUGCGGAGGGAAGACCUUGCCCGGGUUUGCCUCAGAGACGGGGGGAAACCUGUGGAAGCUCACCGAAUCCGAGACAAAAACAUUCGACCAUUUCAAAGUGGAUUAGUUAAAAUUCUUGGCUAUGAGCUCCAGUCAGGGCUAGACAAUGUCACUCGGAUAUCGUGUGUGAGGAUGAUCAGGCCGGAGAUCCAGUACAAAGACGUGUUGGAUUCUAAACAGUUUCCACAGGCCCAUGGACUCCAAGCUCAGCAACAGAGCCAGAGGCUGAUGGUAGCAGUUGGAGGGACCUUUUUAAAACAAGAUCCACCCAGGAAAGGAAUAAAGGAGAUGGGAGGAGACGGAGUUGGAGGAAAGACUCUGGAGGAGGGAAUUAAAGACUGGGAUGGCAGCCAUUUAAUUAGAACCAACCAGACUUUGGUACGAGGAAAUGAAAAAGGAAGGCUUAGAUAGAAAUCCUUUGUUUCCUAUAUCUAGAGCCUUGAAACGGCUUAAAAAUGAACCAAUUAUAGUUUUGUUUACCUGUGUGAAAACAAAAAGGUGUUCUAUUUUGGCUUGUUUUCAUAAAUACUAUCAUAGCUGUAGUUAAUGUUGUGGUGAUCAGAUGUUUGAAAAGCAGCAGUUGCUAGGGUUGGGGGGUAUUUAUUUUCGACAUUGUUUAGCAUUCGUCAGAUUAGAUCCUGUAUAUGGUAUUACUGUCUGUUACUAUUAAUUACAUAAUUACCAUGCAACAGCUCAUAUUUAUGUGUUUACUGUUAUCACAUCACCAAACAAAAUAAUUUCACAUGUCAAACAUAAAUGUCUAUAUACCAUAGUGUCCUUUAUUAAUUAGUCAGCUUUUCUUCUGCACCUUCCUCCAUGGUGUGCACACUUAACUGACUCUGGCUAGAUGGAUAUAGUUCCGCCGAGCUCCUCAUGGCUCCACACAUCCAUCUGGAAUCACUGCCAGUAGGAGGAAUUUCAAUACCACAUAAAAUGGAUGAGCCAAUCAGGAUCGCUGGGCGGGAUUCUCGUAGAUGUGACGUAUCGGAAAAGCUACUGUUUGGAUUCAGACAACAAUGGAAUCUCGCAGCGAGGAAGCAAGCGGUGACCAGAUGUCGCAGAGUCUCCAUUUUGGGUGAUCUGUCCUCGGCAAAAGAGUUUUCACUCUAAAUACCUAUCUAAUGGUAAAAGGAAGACAAUUGUUUUAGAUGGUGUUAGUCAUCUUCUGCUUCAGUUCGCCCAUCUUUUACAAGCUGUAAAACUGCAUCUUGAGAACUCCGCAGAACCACACUUUGACUAUUUCUUAGAUUUUUUAAGUAGAGUUCUGUGGAAAGGUUAUGGGUGUUUAGUACCUGCAGUAGUUAGCUCCUGACCAUAUGAGAUCGGAUAAAAAAAGAAAAGGGUUCAGAUUAUGCCACUAAGAUAACACUUAGUCAUAUCAGACUAGUUAUGUAGUUUAUGCAAAUGUUAUCUUCUUAAAUCUUUAAACCACCGGCACAUUUGUAUGACAUUUGUUUUACCUCAUAUUUAUUUAUAUUCCUAGUUACGCUAAAAUGACCUUACAUUGGACAUAUAGAACAUAUAAAUGUAUCUGAAUGAGAAAGUAAGGCUUUGCACAAAUCAAGGAAACAGUGUUGACUUCUAAUAUUUUUGUUUUUGCACUAUAUAAUAGGGCUGGGCGAUACGGCUUAAUAACAAAUUCUCCAAUUCUAUUAUACCAAAUCUGAAGUGAAGCUAAGGACAAGGUUCACUACACCUGUGUAACCUCAAACUGAUUUGAAAAAAUAAGUAAAUGAGUAAAUUAAAGUGUAUUAGUGUUAUGGUUAAAAAGUUAAAAACUUUCCUCUUUACAAUAUAUUUUCCUAAACAUAAAUACAGCAUUGUAUGAGAUCCAAUGAGUGCAUUGGCAAAGAAAAUCCAGAUUUUUCUCAAAAUUACAUCUUAAAAGAAUUGUAAAUUUGAAUUAAUCAAUUAAAUUGUGUUAUUGCCCAGCCCUACUACAUCACUUUUGAAUUCUGAGAUCUUAGCUUAGAGUACAGUCCAAACUUUCUUUAUCUUUACCCAAACUGAGUGGAAUGAAGAAGUCGGCCGCUGCAGGUUAUAUACUAACUCCUCAUAAGCUCUCCCCAGAACAAAACAGUCUGAAUUAUCCUUUCUAGCUGUAGAUUUCACUAAUUAGAAAGUCUUCCUGUUACACAGCAAGUAUGGCAUUGAGAAGCUGCGCAAUACUUUUUAUCUGAGUACAGCCCACAUUAAAUUCAAACCCAAGUUUUUAAGCACAGUAUCCAAAGUAGUGCACUGGCCAUUUCUGAAUAGGUAUUACUACAUUACCACCCGACCCUAGCAUUACCGAUAUCAGAAAGCUGCAUGUCUGUUCUGCUUGGUUUUUAUAACUUUUAAAAUGUUGGUACUGCCUUUUAUUGUAUAAGAGAACUGGAGCCUGUUUCCUGGUUGUAAGAGUUUUCAAAUUAAGCUUGAUGUAAUGUGCAAGACUUUAUAAAACAUUUCCCUCUCUCAUCAACUCCA